CUCUUGCUCCUCCGCAGGUGCAGCAGGAUGGCCUGGUCUUCCACCUCGCUGAAGGGCAGGCGGCCCUCGGCAGCGCCCGUGUCCGCGGUGACCGGCGGUGGUUGCAGGCGGUAUGUCUCUAGCGGCAGGAGCUCCUGGCGGGCCACGCAGUCGGCGACGUAGCUGGCGGAGAUGAAGACCCCCGGGGUUCUCGGCGGCACCUCUCCCGGCCGGGCCAGCAGCACCGCGCCCGGCUCCUGCACGCGGCACAGGCGCCCGCCGUGGCGCACGAUCAGCGGGGCCAGCUCCACCUUGGCCGCCCCGGGGCGGACGUAGAAGCUCAGGGGGCUGCCGUCCUCCCGCUGGAAGAACAGCCGAGGCUGCGGGGCAGAGCCAUCCGGCUCACCCUCGGCCUCCGCUGUGCCCAGCAUCGUCCGGACAGCUGGGGCUGCAGCGGAAGGACGAGCCCCGCGACCGGCUGCUCGGGCCCCCCAAUUCCCACCCGACGCCGCCCACGGGCUGCUUUGCCCGGAAAGGAAAUGGCACUCUGCACGCGCUCAGGGGCACCCGCGUGCUCACAUUAGGGGCGGGGCGAUUUGACCCGUUGCACUCCGCCCACUCCUCCCUUCAACGGCGGCGGCAGCGUACCGGAAAGUUUCCUUUUGCGGCCGCCGCGCUCCAGUUUGCGCAGACGCGGACGGUGCUUCGUCGAGGAAGGGCGUGGCGCCGCUUGCGGUAAAAGCGGCUGCUGACCCAGAAGUGCUUUCGCUUUUGUUUCCUGUGGGGUGGAAGAAGCACCUGUCGGCCGUGAAGAUGGCGGCGCCCGCCACGACGAGCCCUCUGGACGGCGAGGCCGAGCCCCGCCUCAGCAAGAAGUGAGUGCCGGAGCCGGCCGCCGCGGCCUCUGUCAUGCUCGGCGUGGCGGCGGCAACGUGGCGGCGGCUGCUGGGUCUCCGCCCGGCCUGGCCGCUGCGGAGCUUCUGCGGGAGCAGGCAGGCCCUUGGCGGGCAGGCGAGGUCGGUGUCUGGCCCGCUGGGUGGGGUGUUGGCUGCGGGGAAGGGCCGCUGGGGAGGGAAGCGCCGCUGACUCUCGGUUCUCUUUUAGCGAGCUGAAGCGGCGCCUGAAGGCCGAGAAGAAAGUGGCCGAGAAGCAGGCGAAGCAGAAGGAGCAGGCAGAGAAGCUGCCGCCAAAGCCCGCCGCCUGCGCGGCUGAGGACGAGGAAAACCUCGACCCCAACGUGAGAAGCCGCCUUCGCCGGGGCUGCCCAAGCUGGGCGGGAGCGGGGGAACCACUGAGUGGGUGGCUUGACAGAGAGGGAGCCGUUGUGGGUUGGGGAUCUGCAAGUGGCUCUGGCUUAGGGCUUCGCCCCAGAAACCCUUGGGCCGGAGUUUCUUCCAGAUAAAGCUCCCUGAUCUGCGCCCACGGUUAAGGCACUGCUUGGGUGGCCUGGUGCAAAUACAACUAUGUUAUUUCCAAAGGGAUCCUCUCAGGGAUCUGGCAGAGAGCUUCCCUUGCUGCUUCCAGAUCUUUCACUGGAAUACUGAUGCUUACUGUGAGGUGCUCCUUUGUCUUAUGUUAAACAAGUUUCUGGGGCCGAAUCGUCAUGUACUAAUUUGUACAUUGUCAAACAUCUUUGUCUCCUUUGUACUGGUAGCAAUACUACAAGAUCCGCAGUCAGGCCAUCCAGCAACUGAGAGGCACUUCCGAAGAUCCCUUUCCACACAAGUUCCAUGUGGAUAUCUCACUGUCAGACUUUAUAGAAAAGUACAAUCACCUACAGGCAGGGGAUCAUCUUACUGAUGUUACAGUGAGACUAGCAGGUAAAGGUUCAUGUUGGGAUUCUGGGAAUGAAAGUGAUUGUCAACUUCUCCACAUAUUUUUUUUUUUAUAGUGAAGAAUUAGUGCAGUGUUGUGUGGGUAGUUUCUAAGCAAAAGAAGGAGUGUCACUGAUUGCUCCUCUUGCGGGAACAGUAAAGCUGCAGUAAGUUUCAUGGAGUUGAAGAUAUAGGGUGGAAUCUGAAGUAAGCAAGGUGGCGUUUGUCCUUCAGUUGCUACAAAUUCUGCGCAAUUGACUUUUGGUAAGGUCUCAGUGGAAGGUUGUAUGUUAUGUGCUGCCAUCCAGAACUCAUAUGUGUUUUCCAGGCUUUUCAUUGUAACUGAUGGCAUCUGAGGCAUUUUUCUUUGUCACUUUUGUCAUUUAGGCCGGAUUCAUGCCAAACGAGCCUCUGGAGGAAAGUUGAUAUUUUAUGAUCUUCGUGGGGAGGGAGUUAAGUUGCAAGUUAUGGCAAACUCCAGGUAAACAACAUUUAACUGCUUUUGUCUGUUAUUGCCUUCUGUGAGUCCCAGUGGUGGGGCAGAAAGGAACUGAAAAUGAAAGUAUGAUGUCCUUGGGCCUCCCGAAUUGUUCUUGAGGAUAUUGUCCCAAGGGAACUUCCUUUCUGGCUCACUUUACACAUUCUAGAAAUCCCCUACAAUGGGUUAUAUUCCAACUAACUUUAAUUUGUAUUAGACCCAUUGAUAUUAACGGACCUAAGUUAACCAUAUCCAUUCAUUUCAAAGGGUCUGCUCUACAUAUGACUAACUGGGGUUGGGGAAAUGCUUGCCAAAAAGAGUUGUUUCAGUAAAAUAUUUUUUAAUCCUCCCCCACCCCCAGAAACUACAAAUCUGAAGAGGAAUAUAUGCACAUUAACAACAAGCUUCGUCGUGGGGACAUUAUUGGGGUCCAAGGGAACCCUGGCAAGACAAAGAAAGGGGAACUGAGCAUCAUUCCGUAUCAAAUCACUCUCCUAGCUCCAUGCCUUCACAUGCUACCUCAUCUUCAUUUUGGGCUGAGAGACAAGGUAUCUUAUUUGGCGCUGCUGUUUCAAUAGCUCACUUGAUAACCUAUGAGGUUAUCCAGUGUACUUUGGUUUUCCUUUGGUAUGUUUUAUGCUCUAAAUCUAGCCAUUGUUUGCAGGAAACCAGAUUUCGGCAGAGAUACCUGGAUUUAAUUCUUAAUGACUUUGUAAGGCAAAAAUUCAUCGUCCGAGCAAAAAUGAUAACAUACCUUCGAAGCUUCCUAGAUGAAUUGGGCUUUUUGGAGGUAAGCAUUGUGUGCAUAGAUAGUGCUUUAUGUUACUCCUACUACUUCACUUUCAUCGUAUUCCUAGUUAUUAGUGUGUUUUUUUAAAAAAAUAUGAUUGGCUCCUCUGAAAGUGGGAUGUUGGACUAAAGGUGCCUCUUUAGGUUACAUGUUUUUAAAGCUUGGCGUUCCUUGAGUUGAAAGAGCAUACAAGAUGACCUUUUCCAUUUAAUGAAAUGUAGAAAAGAAUAUAGUGUGUGUUGGGCUGUAUUCACAUGUAACAGUAAACUGAGGUUUGAAUCUACACCAUAAUGUGUACACAGUUUGAGAGCUCACAUUUCACUCCUUCCUUUGUUGGGAGUAAAAAAAAGUGUGUGCUAGCGUGGUGUCUGAAUUUGUGCUCUUGAUCUGUUCCUUUUUAAAUAAAUGUAGACAAACCACAAUGUGAGGCCAAGAAUUGUAUUUGGUUUCCCAUUUGUGGUUUGCGAGAGACAACCCAUGAGUGCUGGAUAAAGUGUGAUUCAUGGGUUGUUGCUCCCAGCUGGCUGGAGGGAAGAACAAAAUAGCAGCACCAUGUAGUUUGCAUUUAUGCCAUAAUGCGCACACACUUUGGCUUUGUAGCACUUGGUCUCUUGGCCUUAAUACAAGAGAAAAAGCAUUCUGAAGAGUUUUUGUUUGAGAGAUGUACAGUGGUGCCUCGCAAGACGAAAUUAAUUCGUUCCGCGAGUUUUGUCGUCUUGCGAUUUUUUUCGUCUUGCGAAGCAUGGUGUCGGGAAAGUUUUGGAAAAGCUUCAAAAAUCACCAAAGUCUUUAAAAACCUCAAAAAAGGCUACCACACCGCGUUCUAUGAGUUGCUCCUCGAAGUCAAGUCGCAACUGUAUUAACGGCGUUAAGAAAAAGGAAACACACUUGCAAGACGUUUCUGUCUUGCGAAGCAAGCCCAUAGGGAAAAUCGUCUUGCAAAGCAGCUCAAAAAACAAAAAACCCUUUCGUCUAGCGAGUUUUUUGUCUUGCGAGGCAUUCGUCUUGCGAGGUACCACUGUAGUUUUUUAAUUAAUGCUGUGUUGCAGAUGCACCAACUAAUAAUAAUAAUAACAAUAACAAAAAUUGGUAGAUCCAAAAGGAAGACGAAAUACAGCAGAGAGAGCCAACCCCACCCACGAAAUAUAAAAUUAUUUAUUUAUAGAUAGGAGCAGCACUUUCUGAAGUUCACACUAAAAAGUGGGGUAAGAUUGCACAUUCCCACCUCUGGAACACCCAACUUUCAAUCAUUUGUCGUCCUCCCAUAAUACCCAUAGAGUCAAAAAACAAAACAGAUUGACUGGUGUGUUUACCUUAGUGUGACCCAAAAGGCUUAUAAUCUCUGACCCUUGUCAGCCAGGCAGCUAUAUUUGUUCUUGCUUCUCUGUUUCCAUUAAACCUGAAGCCUUUGGAGGUUGGGUCAGGAGUCUCAGUUCUCAACUACAUGCCUCAGAAAAUCAACUUUGAAGGUGGGGGCUACUGUGUUGCAUGAGAGAGCCAAUGAAUCAUUUGUAAUUCAUGUUUGCUUGUUCUUUGAUUAGAUUGAGACUCCCAUGAUGAACAUCAUACCUGGAGGGGCUGUGGCAAAGCCUUUUAUCACCCACCACAAUGAGCUGGACAUGGACUUGUACAUGAGAAUAGCACCAGAACUCUACCACAAGGUGAACUGUCAGAGACAAAGAGGAUAAAAUACAUUCACUCUAUUGGUCUGAUGCACCAAAAAUGUCUGAAUAUUUCACAGCAUCCCCUUUUUGCUUAAUGUGCAAACAGAGGCCAGAACUGAUUAAAGUACACAUUUCAGAAAGUUCAGAGGAAUAACUUCUGCAUAAGAAUGCCACGAGGAUGGAGGUUUUUGAAGGCUGCGCAUCUCUCAUACUGAUGGGCCUAUUGAACUGCCCAAGCAGUUGAGUCGUGUCACACCAUUGGGUGGACAUGGAGACCAUCUUGCACUGAUUAUGACAGCAGAUGUUUCAUUUCUUUUGUAUGAACUGCAGAAAACACAUUUGCAUCAUGUUCUUGGUACUGUCCCCGCACCCUUGUCCUCUCCACUGGUUUCUGUUGAAAUAUUUGGGUCAGGUUCUGCUGUUCAUAUUGAGAUGCAAAUUAUUCCAUGUAACACUGGAUUAUAUCCCCCCCCCAAGUUAUUUACAUGUUUCCUCUCAAUCUUCUGGAUUCCUUCUUACUCACAGAUUAGUUAUUGGCCCUGGUUGGGGGAAGCUAGGAGAGUCCGGGUGGAGUGGGCCCUGAGGUGGUCUUAGUCACAGGGUUUGCUUCUAAGACCAGUUUAGGUACAAAACAAAUGCCCCUUCACAAAGCAGGUGGGUCCAACUGUCUUCGUGUUUUGUAGAUGUUAGUGGUUGGCGGAAUAGACCGGGUCUAUGAAAUUGGGCGCCAGUUCCGGAAUGAAGGCAUUGAUUUAACUCACAACCCAGAGUUCACAACCUGUGAAUUUUACAUGGCAUAUGCAGACUACCAUGACUUGAUGGAGAUCACAGAACAAAUGCUCUCAGGUUGGUGACCACAAUAUUGAAGAAGGGGGUGGAGACAAGAUCUUUGUGAGAAUUUGAGCAGUAAACAGACAUGGAUAGGCAUAAAGGGGAGCUCUUCUCUUGCAGGGAUGGUGAAACACAUCACUGGUGGCUACAAGGUAACGUACCACCCUGAAGGCCCAGAUGGUCAGGCCUAUGAGAUAGACUUCACACCACCCUUCCGCAAAAUUAGUAUGGUGGAUGAGCUGGAGAAAAUAUUGGGAGUGACUUUUCCUGCUGCAGAUCAGUUUAAUACAGAAGGUAAAAGAAGACAAAUCUUGAUUUGUUUGUAGCAGUUCAUUUUAUGUUGAAAACAUACAAGAGAAGUAAAAUACACCAGGUGCCAAGGUCCUUAUAUUGAGUAUGAGAACAGGAUUGGAGUAUGUCUCUGCCUCACCUGGGCUGCUGUUAGGGUUGCGGGGGCUAGUGUAGCAGAUUGCUAAGAGGGAUGGGUAGUUUUUUGGGGUUAAUGUUGUUCUAGCUCUGAAUUGAUACUACUUUUGCCAAUGGCUUUCAUACUGUGUUUGCUUUGUAAUUGCUGGUGGCCAUUACCAUUCCCAGUGAUGGAAAAAUGCAAGUGGUUCCAGCCCUCCUCAUGCAUCUAGGUAAGGGAUUCAGGCAGGGGCGUCACUAAUAUCUCCAUACUGUGCACACAGAAACUCGUAAAUUCUUUGAUGCUAUCUGUGAAGAGAGGGGGAUUGAAUGCCCGCCCCCCCGGACUACAGCCAGGCUCCUUGAUAAGGUAAGGGUCCUUUGUAAUCUCUGUUAACUUUUGGGUUUCCUGUUCUCUGUCUCUGCUUGACUUGGCCUAGUCAAAAUUCUCAAAGUGUCACAGGAAGGAGUGUAUUGCACCCUAAAGGCAUGUGAGGCAGAGCCCAGAGGGAUGGAUGGUUGGAGGUGGAGCUUGUUCUACUAAGCCCAGAGGGAGGCAGCUUUUUGGAAUUCUUCUGAGGUUUGUGACUUUUUGCUUCUGGACACAGAAGGGUCCUGCUUCCUGAUGUUCUAUGUGCAAAGUGAAUGUAAAAAGUGGACUGCCUGCUAUGGGAAAUGGGUCAGCCCGGAAAGUGUGUCCUCAGAAAGUUUAUUUUUUGCUAUGGACGUGGCUAAAUUCAUCAGAUGAUGAAAAGGAUCAGCAGGGUUUUUCCAUCUUACGCCACUUUCCAAGACAACAAUUGUUUAAAGCAACAGUGUGAAGGCUCUCACUCUCUCUUCCAUCCCCUCUUGUUUUCCAGUUGGUUGGGGAAUGUUUGGAAGUUACGUGCAUUAACCCCACAUUUAUCUGUGAUCACCCUCAGAUCAUGAGUCCUCUGGCGAAAUGGUAAGCAGGGAGAAAGGGUGUGUGUGCACUCAUAUGUUUUGAAUGGCUCAGCUGUUUUCUGUGUGUUCUGCAAGCAGGCAGAAAUGUAUCUUGCUAAGGCAAGUUUUUAUUUUUAUGGUUUUCUAGUUUGGUGAGUGUCUUGGGAAAGCUGGAUUGGGGGAAAUAAGGGUGUUGUGCUCCUUGCCAUGUCCUAUAAAAUAGAAUGAACUACGCAGACCUGAUAAUCAGAUUGUAGAAUCUAGAGAAAGUGCAGAAAUGUUACAUGCAUUAUAGAGUAGAAUUUGUUUAAUUAGUCUGUAGACCAUAUCAAAAUCUUUCAUUACUUUUCCCCUGCUGCUAUCCAGGUGUGUUUGAGUAGCUUGUGGGUCUAAAUCUUAGGUCUCCUGUUGUCCCUCUGCAGGCAUCGCCUUCGGCCGGGCUUGACAGAACGCUUUGAGCUUUUUGUGAUGAAGAAGGAGAUCUGCAAUGCCUACACAGAAUUGAAUGAUCCUUUUCUGCAGCGGCAGCUUUUUGAAGAUCAGGCUAAGGUGUGAAGUUUGCAUAGGUGGCCAUUUGAGCUGUGCUUUUUUCUGUGAGGCUCUCUGUCCCUGUGUAAUGCUAAUGAUUUGUAUCUGUCAAGGGAGGGCCUGCAUGUUGCAGGAACCCCCCGGGGUUGGGGGUGCCCCUUGGUGAUUUUUCCCUUGUGAUGAGGCCCUGUAGCAGGAGGAUGGAUCACCCAGUGUUGGGUGGGAGAGCAGGUGCUGAUUUCUACAAUGUUGCCCUCAAGCACAUGAAUGAACAAUGGAUACUUUGUCCUGUCAAAUCUAAACAAAUGAUGUAGGUAGAAACUGGGGAGAUGGCUGAAAUAGAGUCAUCAGGGCAGUCUUUGCCAACCUAGUGCCCUCCAGAUAUUUUGUAGAGUUAUGUGGCCACCAGUUGGCAAAGCCUGCCCCCCCAAAUGCCUUCUUAACUCCUGUGUGAUGUAUUUGACUGUGACACACGGAGCCAACAUGAACCCCCAGCUCCAAAUAAGAGGCUCCAUGAGCAUAUUGGUGGAGUGGCAGGUGUGGGCUCGACCACAUUCCCUGUCCCAUUGUCCUCUGACUUUGUAGACCCAGUUGCCAAAGAGAAGCCUUAGCAGCCCAUCUCCAGGGGCCUCUUAAAAUCUCUUCCCAAGCGAGUUGUAUGGCUGCAGACUCUAGUUUCAAGGAUGACCCCUUGGUCCAGCUUUUCAUUUCCACCCCCUUCCCUCAGGCAAAAAGUGCAGGUGAUGAUGAGGCAAUGUUUAUUGAUGAGAACUUCUGCACGGCUCUGGAGUACGGGCUCCCCCCUACAGCAGGCUGGGGCAUGGGCAUCGACCGCCUAACCAUGUUCCUGACUGACUCAAACAACAUUAAGGUAGGCACAGACUCUUCGCGAGUUCCUUCUACCAAGCCAAGGCCUGCCUGUGCCAUAUACCAUUUGAGGACUUAUGCUUGGUUUUACUGAUUACUGUUUUUAGCUAUAUUAUGUACGUGUGUAUUUUAUAUGUUGGAAGCUGCCUGGGAUCACCAUGUGAUAAAGGGUAGCCUAUUACAAUGAGUAUGUGUGAGAUGUAAAUGACUCUCAUUUCAAGUGGUCUUAGUUUGGGACUUUCAACUAAUCCAUCAUUAAAAAGUGCUACAGAUCUUGCUACAGUGGCUCUUAGGCCUCCUCAUGCAGGAAUUGUGGGGGGUGGGGAGAGGUGUUGGUGGUCUAAAAUGCCUCUUUCUUUUGCAGGAGGUGUUGCUAUUUCCAGCCAUGAAACCUGAAGAAAAGAAGAAAGAUGCACAAUCCAAUUCUCCUGCUGAUGGGACCUCUGUGUGACCCAAAAGGCUGCAUUAGGGGGCAGAGGCUGUCCUAGGCCUUUGAACAUGCCAGGGCAUGCUUCUGUAUUUUACAGUCAUGAAUAAAGGAGCUGUGCUAUUGCUGUUUGCUAUGAA
Molecule: messenger RNA, 8847 nt
Organism: Podarcis lilfordi (Lilford's wall lizard)
Lineage: Eukaryota; Metazoa; Chordata; Lepidosauria; Squamata; Lacertidae
Source: the annotation of a GenBank genome assembly